Homalodisca vitripennis (glassy-winged sharpshooter) is the source of this 4839-nucleotide messenger RNA. Its product is annotated as aprataxin-like. Gene Ontology annotation, cellular component: nucleus. The record is from RefSeq and is a predicted model, not a curated record. Gene Ontology annotation, molecular function: single-stranded DNA binding; double-stranded RNA binding; DNA 5'-adenosine monophosphate hydrolase activity. Lineage: Eukaryota; Metazoa; Arthropoda; Insecta; Hemiptera; Cicadellidae. Gene Ontology annotation, biological process: double-strand break repair; single strand break repair. The transcript is spliced from 3 exons. Bases 358 to 894 code for a protein of 178 amino acids.
AUCACAUUCACAUCACUAUCACUGAAGCGGUAAAACACGAGUAAUGGAUUUAUUACUAUUAGUAGCCUAUUAUCCAAAUCUAAUGUAUACAGACAGACAUAGUUGAUAAAAAAACACGAUUUGAAGUGAGUUAAGAGUUAUGGACAUUCUAUAUUAUGUUCCUGCAUUUUAGUAGUUCAAAUUAACAAUGCACAGGCAUUGUAUUUUAUCAUGAUUUGUAUUAUUAAAAAUUGAAACAAUACUUGAAUUUGUACGUGUCAUUUAAAUUUAAGGUUAAAUUUGGGCUUAGCAUAAUUUUAAUUAUACCGUUAAUAUUUUACUUGUAUGCAGUUUUACAAUUGAUUGCAGCCUCAAAACAUGACGCACUGGCAAUACAAUUUGUACAAUGCAAUGCAAGAUCCGAAUCUAAUUGUGUUCCGAGAUAAUUUGAUAGUGAUAAUUCGAGAUAAAUUCCCCAAAUCUGAAUUUCAUUUUCUUGUUUUGCCACAAGGUAGGAUUGAUAAUUUAAAAUCUCUAACUUCUUCUCAUAUUCCACUUAUUCAUCACAUUGAGUUAGUAACGGAGCAAUUUAUCCGAGGUUUUCAUGGAAGAACUUUCUGGUGGGGAUUCCAUGCAAAGCCAACUAUGAUGCAACUACACAUGCACAUCGUCAGUGAUGACUUCAGAGGCACUGGACUAAAAACUGCCAAGCAUUGGAACUCCUUCACUACUGCAUUCUUUGUGCCUCUAUCAAAAGUGAUGGGAGACUUGAAAAAUCAUGGGACUGUGAUUCUGCCACCUGACAGUCUUUGUGCACAGAUCCUGAAGGCCCCCCUGAGGUGUCACAAGUGUGGUCAUCGUCCUGUUAACAUGCCGAGUCUGAAGAUUCAUUUGCUCAGCCAUAUUCCUGUCUAGUCAAUGCCAAGGACUUUCAUUAUAUUAUUAUUAUGCUCAUUUUAUUGAAUAGUUUUACGUUAUAUGUACAAUUUAAACGUUAUUUUAGUAUAUUUAAUGUAAGUGGUAUUUUAAAUGUCAUUAUUUUUUGUUCAGUCUGACAGAAAUCUGUGUCAGUUAUAUUGUUUCAAAAACAUGAAUUAACUGCCAAGAGAUUCUGUUUCCUUCAUAUUAGAGUUUUACUAACUGAUCUUAUGCUAAUGUAUUAAUUCAAUAACCAGUUUUACCAGUCUUGGUGUACAAAAGUUAAGAAGACUUUAGUUAGGACAUUUUCAUAUAAUACAGAACACAUUCUUUUUAUCUAGUAAGAUAUAUCAUUAUCAGUGCUUUACAUUUGUGAGAGGGUAUUUUUUACAGUUCUUUAACGAAUAUCGCCUUGUUGAUAAGAUAUCAAGCAGUUGUGAUAUAUUAAUGAGAAAUGUGAAUUAUCAAAACUGUUUGACAAGUUGCAAUUGAUUGUAUUUUUUGUAGAAGUACCUUCCUCUGUCCGUAUUUCACUUUAAAUUUGACUCCCUUAAAGUUUACAUUGUUUGUUUUUAUUUCUUCACAAUCAAAUUGAGUGUGUGUACUACUACCACGUUUCUUGUGUAUUUCUUACUUCAUACUCGAACUAAUCAGUAAAAUGAACAAACAGGUUUUGUUUUAUUGGAAGGAGAGAGGAAGAGUACACCAACUAUAUGGGAUUGUAUUAAUUCACUAAAAUACACUAGAACAGAAAAAAGAUAUUUUUGUCUCACUGAUAUGUGAAAAAUAAAUAAAUCUUUGUUCAAUAGACCAAUAGUUAUGAACUCCUCUCAAUACACUAUCCAACUCGGUCCUACAAACUAAACCAUACAAGGUUCACCUGCACAGUGCCCCAACACAGUAGAUACAGUUUGUGUGAAUUUAUGCUUAACAAAUUCAAAUUAUUUAUUGCCAGAACAUCUUUACAAUAUAUAGCAGUGUCAGAAACAAAUUCAGCAUGAACUAUCAUCUAUGAUAUACAUUGCCUAGGCCUAGUAACAAGUGUCUAUCCAAUUACAGCAUAAUAAUCACUGAUGUCAUAUGGGCUGAUAUUAAUCAAUAGCUUUUUUACGCUUUUCUUGAAACAAUUAAUUUCAAGAGAUUUAAGAUGAGAAGGAAGAGAGUUGUAGAGUUUAAUGCCUGUUUCAGCAAAAUAAUUUAAAGUGGUUUUAAGACUACAUUGAGAUAUUCUAAGAGAUAUCUAUAAUUUUAUAUACAAUAGGCAAUCUAAAAUAUAAAGUGCAGGUACUCUAAGAAUACCAUACUUUUUAAAUAAAGGAUUACAGUUAGUCCUUAUGUUUACAUUAGUUAUAAUCUUAAUAGCACGUUUUUGUAAAAUUAAUAACUUUUUGUGUUACAAUCAUUGCCCCAUACAAUAAUUCCAUAAGACAAGAAACUAUGAAGGUAGGCAUAGUAGACAGUAAUGAGGAUGUUUGUAGUUACAAUAAAUCUUUGCCUAAUUAAUAUAAAAAUACCCUUAGACACUUUAUUGCAUAACAUUUCAAUGUGCCUAUCCCAUUUGAUGUUACUUUGAAAAAUAACUCUUAAGAAUUUAACAUAGUCAACGUUCUGUUGUCUUGACGGUUUUAAACAAAAUUCUAGAAUCUGGGUUUUAUCUGUAUUAAGACAGAGUGAAUUGGCAGCUGACCAGUCCUCGAUAGUGUCACUAAUAUUAGAAAGAACAUCUUUAGCAAAUAAAAUAUUACAUUUAACUUGUACAGCCAGGUCAUCAGCAAACAUAUAAGAGCUCGCAUGAUUAGCAGUAAUACAACCAGGUAAAUCAUUUAUGUAAGUAAUAAAAAAUACUGGGCCCAGGAUUGAGCCCUGUCUUGCAUUUAAGUAUUGUGAAAAACCAGAACCAACAUGAUAAACCAGAGGUUCAGCCAAUUAUGUGCAUUGGUUAGAGUCACCCACACUAUCAAACCCCAAUCUGAUGAAAUGACAUACCAGAUCAGAAGCUUAAAAGACUUUAUGGAUAGUAAAGGUGAAAAAUAAAUAAUGUCUUACUUCACCUGGGGAAUUAGGGCUAAGAAGCCCUUUCUGACACUUAACUUAAUGGUCCCAUAAGACUUACAAGAAAUCUCUGUCCUUAUUUCAGUCUGCUUCAGCAGAUCAGAUGUGUAAAUCAAAAUUUAUUUAGGGUUUUCUGUGUUUAUUUCUCAUCUGGAUGACAGGCAGAAACAUACUAAUUGGUAAUAGGAUGAUAAUUUUUUCAAAAUGUUCUCACUGAUAACCUAUUCUGAACCUCCUGCUUUCCUGGAAGUACUCUUUAUUCCCCAAAGUUCCAGUAAUCUUGAUCUCCUUACCCAAUUGUAGUUAUACAGUAUUAGCCAAAAUAAAUAGUACUGAAAUGGUAAUAUUUUAUUAUGGUAAACAUAGUAACAUUACAUAUAGAUUUUGCCAAUAAAUACAAGUGAUAGAAAGCAAAAUCGGUUAACCUAUAUGCGCCAUCUUGUUGGAAUCACUGUGAAUUCAACGGCAGGUUUCGUGCACAACAAAAUCUCCUGAGGUCUCUCACAAAACGAUCAAGAAUGGCCCUAUAUCGAUACUGAUUUACAGUAAGAGUCUCUCCAUUAUUGCCUUCAAAAAAGUAUGGUCCCACUAUACCCCUUCCAGACACAGCGCACCAAAUGGCUUCAAUGGCACCAAAUGACAUUAUUGCCCUCUCUACAACAAUGCCAGGGCGUUCAAAUCCAAGGAAACAGGUUGUCUGUGCUUGUUUAUGAAACCAUUAAGGUGCACAUGACAUUCAUUACUCAGAAACUCAGGUUCUUCAUAGCAUAUUGCUAACAUUGAAGCACAGUACUGAACUUUGGCUAGUUUGUUUCUACAGUUCAAAGGUUGUCAAGUUUGUAUCCUGUAGGGAAAACCACCAAUGUUUUUGAACAUUCUUCGCAUUAGGCUUCUUUCCGGUGACUGUAACACUUGCCGCAGCAUUCUUCCGUGGUUUUCAUUUGUACAGACAGUAGUUGGGCAACCUGAAAAGCCCUUUUGCUGUGUCAAAACACUACCUGUUCUUCAAAAUCUUUCAACAACACCAAGAAUCCCAGCAUUACUAGGCGGGUUUUUGUGGAAAUAUUACUGAAAACGUAAUGCAGUGUAUGACAAGCUUGGCCCACCCACAGGUCCAAUUCCAUAUGAGUGAAAAUAAUGCUCUACGAUAAAAACUUUCUCUACCAUUAUUAGCACCAUGUUAGCAAAAACUAACCUAAGUUUCUACAUAUUCUAAAUUGUGUUUAAGGAAAAUAUAAUCUAAAGAUUUAUUUCUUUUUUUAUUGUGUUUUACUUUUAAAAAGUACAUUGACCACUAGAUACUUAUAUAUUUUGUUACAUCAUAAUGUGAUACAAAACAAAAGAAUUUAACAAUUUAGCUUGAAAUGUUACACACUGGUUUAGGUCUCCCAUCAAAGUGUUCUGUGUAAAACAACUAAAUUACCGGUACAGAAAGCAAAUUUCAGUAUGUUAAAUUUUUAAGUUAAACUACAAUUGCUGUUUGUAAGUUUAGUUCUUUUGAUUUAUGAAGUAAUUCUUGAUGAUUUGGUUUCAUCUAAAGUAAACUAUGAGGAGUGAUAUGUGUCUGUUUUCUUUAAAAUAUUUCUAAAUAAUGUUUUAAUACAAGAGUCUAAAAUUGUGUUUAACCAUUAGAGCAGUCAACAGCAUUUAGUGAAACAGACCAGUAGAAUUCUCAGCAUUGUGAUAUUAAUGCCUUAAAGUAUUUUGAGUACUUAUACAAGAAAAUCUUAAGUAUUUUGUACUAAUAUUAUUGUUGUAAUACAUGUAUCUUUAUCACGUUACUCUAUUGUAUAAGUUAGUACCAAGUUUGUUAGUAGGGGAACCAUAGGUUUAAGCUACUGUUUGUAAUAUACAUUACUAAUAAUAAAGAUAUAUUCAUUGUGUGUUAAA